This is a messenger RNA of Oryzias melastigma (Indian medaka), 2825 nucleotides long. It is a transcript of the gene klhl7, whose product is annotated as kelch-like family member 7. Bases 378 to 2222 code for a protein of 614 amino acids. Gene Ontology annotation, cellular component: Cul3-RING ubiquitin ligase complex. NCBI's taxonomy places the organism in Eukaryota, Metazoa, Chordata, Actinopteri, Beloniformes, Adrianichthyidae. Gene Ontology annotation, molecular function: protein binding. Gene Ontology annotation, biological process: protein ubiquitination. The transcript is spliced from 12 exons. The record is from RefSeq and is a predicted model, not a curated record.
GACUUCCGAACUGAAGGGGGCGGUAUAUCACUGUCGCUGCUGUACGACUGACUCCUCGAAGAAGAACAACAACAAAAAGAUCAGUUAAAAAAAAUUGGCACCACAAAAGAAUAGCUAGACCACGUUUAAGUUAACUUUCUACAACUAGGAUAGGUUUAAACUUAUUUAGUUUUUUUAUACCCUUAGUGAUAAUUUGUUUUAAAGCGUCACAGAAAAGCUAUCGACAUAGCUGAGGCUUUUACAUCCGUCCAUUUUUAAAUGCUCUGUUAUAUCGAAUCUCGACUAAAUGCUAAUUGUCAACGAGGAGAUAAUAAGAACUACGCGCUGCUAAAAAGCCUCGUUUUAUAUUUGUUAUAAAACAAUAAUACUAAAUUGACAUGACAGGAAUGGCAUCUCCAGAGAAAGCGUCGAGCUCCAAGAAGAAAGGAGAGAGAAAAUGUGCCUCCAAAGAAGAGUACAGACAGCUGUCCGGCAUCAUGGCAGUCAUGAACAACCUACGAAAACAGGGAACACUGUGUGAUGUGACCCUAGUGGUUCAGGGGAAGCACUUUUCUGCUCACAGGGUAGUUCUGGCCGCUGCCAGUCCCUUUUUCAGCCUCAUGUUCACCACCAGGAUGAUGGAGUCGAUGUCCCAUGAGGUGGAGCUGAGGAGCGCCGAGCCAGAGAUUAUUGAACUGCUGAUUGAGUUUAUUUACACAGCCAGAAUCUCAGUGAACAGCAGCAACGUCCAAUCAUUGCUGGAUGCAGCUAACCAGUACCAGAUCGAGCCGGUCAAGAAGAUGUGUGUGGAGUUUCUUAAAGGCCAGAUUGAUCCUACAAACUGUUUAGGUAUCACUGCUCUCGCAGACUGCAUGGACUGCCCUGAGCUGAGGACGGCCGCAGAAGACUUUUUCCAGCUUCAUUUUACUGAAGUUUACAAACUGGAUGAAUUCUUGCAGCUUGAUGUUUCACGGCUCACUCACCUGCUGCACCAGGACAAACUCACCGUCCGCUCUGAAGCCCAGAUCUAUGAUGCAGCCGUGCGUUGGCUGAAGUAUGACGUGUGCAACAGACAGCAGUACAUGGUGGAGGUUCUGGGAUGUGUCCGUUUUCCUCUGGUUUCCAAAACGUUCCUUUCCAAGACUGUUCAGGGCGAGCCGCUGAUCCAGGACAACCCACAGUGCCUCAAGAUGGUCAUCAGUGGGAUGCGUUAUCAUUUGCUCUCCUUGGAGGACCGAGAAGACCUGGGCGAGAGCAGUCGGCCACGGCGCAAAAAACACGACUAUCGCAUCGCUCUGUUUGGAGGCUCCCAGCCUCAGUCCUGCCGCUACUUUAACCCAAAGGAUUGCAGCUGGACAGACAUCCGAUGCCCCUUUGAGAAGCGCAGAGAUGCCACAGCCGUCUUUUGGGACAAUGUGGUUUACAUCCUCGGGGGUUCCCAGCUGUUCCCCAUCAAGCGCAUGGACUGCUACAAUGUCCUGAAGGACAGCUGGUACUCGAAGCUCGGCCCGCCCACGCCUCGUGACAGUUUGGCAGCUUGUGCUUCCCAAGGAAAAAUCUACACGUCUGGAGGAUCGGAAGUGGGUAGUUCAGCCUCGAACCUCUUUGAGUGUUACGAUACGAGGACGGAGUCGUGGCAGGUGAAAACCAGCAUGCUGAUGGCUCGCUGCAGUCACGGCUCAGUGGAGGCCAACGGACUGGUUUAUGUGUGCGGAGGAACGGUGGGAAACAACGUCUCUGGAAGGAUUGUGAACAACUGUGAGGUGUAUGACCCUAACACACAAAAAUGGAGGGAGCUGAGUGGGAUGAAAGAAGCCAGGAAGAACCAUGGAUUAGUGGUUGUCAACAGUAGGAUCUAUGCUGUUGGAGGCCAGGGGCCAUUAGGUGGACUGGAUUCAGUGGAAUAUUACGACAUCGCCAGCAACGAGUGGCGCUCUGCGGCUCCAAUGCCAUGGAGGGGCGUGACUGUGAAGUGUGCUGCUGUGGGUGAAGUCAUCUACGUGCUGGCGGGGUUCCAGGGGGUGGGCCGGCUUGGUCACGCCUUGGAGUACCACACAGAAACUGAUCGAUGGGUGACGUACAGCAAAGUGCGAGCGUUUCCCGUCACCAACUGCCUGAUCUGCGUCGUCGACACAUGUGGGGUCAACGAGGACGAAGACGUUGACCUGAUUGACUCGCAGCAAACAUCUACCGCGACCUCAUCUGCCUCUACCUCCUCUACCGCCACAACUUCACAGAAGUAGACUUUUUUUUCUUUUAUUGUUAAAAAAACGUACCUGUACAGUAGUGUAUUUAUUUCUUAAACGUUCAGAAUUGUUAGAAGAUGUUGUGGUUCAAGUAUAAGUGGGAAAACUUGAUUUGAUUUGUUGAAAAAGUGAAGAAACUGUUUGACAACAGUGUAAAUGCAUGUUGUUCUCAUUCUUUUUUAUUAAAAAUGUGCAUAUUUUCAGCAUCAGCCAUACCAUUGCAAUAUAAAAACACAUGAUCCACUUUGAAAUGGCUACUUUUUUGUUUUACAAUUUUAAAAAAUACAUACAAAUAGACAGGAAAAAUACAUAAAAUGUUAAACUGAGAAUGCAACAUAGUUAAACUCAUAGUUGCAUUGAUUAUUAGUGCAUCUUCCAUGUAAACAAGGCAACGCAGAUGGUUUUGGUGAGAUGAUUAAAAUAUUUUUUUUUAUAACUUCCCCUAAAAUGUGUUGACUUGUUUUGUACCUAAUCUGGAUAAAAGCGUAUUCUAAAUGUUGAAGUCUGGAGAAAAGGGUAAAAAGAUGAAGCAUAAUGGAAUGUGAAAAAGGUGCAAUUCAGAGUAAACAUUAAAAAGACAUUCCUCUCUUGACUGUAUGA